Molecule: messenger RNA, 5377 nt
Organism: Athalia rosae (coleseed sawfly)
Lineage: Eukaryota; Metazoa; Arthropoda; Insecta; Hymenoptera; Athaliidae
Gene: ss
Product: aryl hydrocarbon receptor
Exons: 10
Coding region: 1570-4578 (1002 amino acids)
Biological process (GO): regulation of transcription by RNA polymerase II
Cellular component (GO): nucleus; aryl hydrocarbon receptor complex
Molecular function (GO): transcription cis-regulatory region binding; nuclear receptor activity; protein dimerization activity
Source: RefSeq, a predicted model, not a curated record
CCUUACAACUUCCACCUUCUACUUUUCACCGCAUCCUUUCCAGCAGCUCUCCAGUCCUCGUGCCCGGGCACCCACCCAGACCGACUUCUCGAGUCGAGGUAUUGGACAGUUGUUGUCCGAACGCGCAACGUUCUAUGCGAUCCACCGUGUCCACCGUAUUAUUUGCCGCUGCGUUUAACAAGUUUUCCUCGCGCUCUACGGACACCCGCGACCUUUCCACGGUCAUUGGUCGAUUUUUUUUAUUAUUAUUUUCGUUUUUUUCUUUCGUUCGUUUCCAUUACCUGCGUCAUUCGCGUUCGGACCAAUCGUGUGUCGAAUUCCGCUUCAUCGGGAGUAAGAACGAUCAAUCGCGGUCUUCGGAGCCCGAUCAUGAUUGGGCUUUUUUCCAAGUGUUUCUCCAUAAGAAAACCAUUGAAUCCGUCACGUGCCAAUUUAGAAGAGUGAACAUGGAAGACCGACUGUCAACGUUCGAUCGAGUGAUCAACAGUGUUUUGAAUAAUUAACGGAGUGGUGAUCAAGUGCGGCCGAAGACAUACGGAUUCGUUUAUUUUACCACAAUGCGGAUUAAGAACUGAUCGAGACACGUGUCCCGGUUGUACAACGAGUGGACGAUAUCGUCGUCGAGAAUAUACGGUGCGAGUGAUAACUUAAUCUAGUCUAAUUAUACGGACAGUUGGACGUUACGCGUUCGUAUCGAGGGUUCGACAACGGUGUCUCGGUUUCAAAUGAACCCGGUUAACAACGUUCGAACAUCUGGAGUUUCGAUGUACACGUAUGUAACGUAGACGCCAGUGAUUUGUCAGUGUCAUAAUCAAAGUUCAGUGUGAAUUUUCAUUAUAAUGAACCCACCACCUGAAGAGCAGCUGGGUAGCUCGACGAACGAACAAGGUGACCCUCGUGAACGGGGUAGAAAAUUCAUGGCAGUGCUAAACGGACUGAUCAGAAACCGUGCCAAAAUAGGUGGUCAGUAGUAGUGACAUUCCCGACCGACAGUUCGACGGACUUUUCUCAUUCAUAUUCCACGAUUCUGUAAUCGAAGUGAUGCGAGAAAUUGAAAAUAGUGUUCGGAACGCAGAGGGACAAUGAUGCCGGUAUUCCGUCGCGACAAUAUUUCAAAGUGACCUCCUCGAUGUACCAGUGCUUCUUCUCGUCCGGCGAAGAAGCACCCUCUUAAAAAUCCCGUCGACAAACUCGAUAUCGGAUCCGAACGAUCUUCAAACAGUCGAUUAGCAAAGCUGGUGUGAUCCGGGCGCUCGUCGGGUAUCAUGAGGUAGUAAGGUGGUCAUUCGUUGCAGAGUUAACAGAUAAAGUGAGCACGCGUUUCGCGCCCUGUACGCGCUGGACAGAAGCGCGUCGGGGUUGGGGGUGGUCGGUGGAGUCGGUGGAGUCGGCGGAUCGGUCGGAGUCGGGGUAAUCGGUAUCUGCGGACCGGGUACCGGAACAAUCUGUACGCCGACGGACUACGUCACCGCGGGAUGCUACCCACCACCGAGUUCGACGCUAUCGAACAAUCUGAGCGUCGUGCACCCCCCCCAGCCCUCGAGCAUCUGCAACGUUGACCAAACACCAAUGACACCGACGUCGGCACCGGCACCUGCCGCCGUCGCGGGGCCAAAUAACGCCGUCGCAAUGAGCCAACUCGGUACGGUUUACGCUACCAAAAGGCGGAGGAGGAACGGCAAAAGUUUGAAGCCUCCCCAGAAGGAUGGGGUGACGAAAUCCAACCCCAGCAAGAGACACAGGGAGCGUCUGAACGCCGAACUGGACACCUUGGCCUCGUUGUUGCCCUUCGAACAAAAUAUCCUCAGCAAACUCGACCGAUUGAGUAUCCUCAGGCUGAGCGUGAGUUACCUGAGAACUAAGAGCUACUUUCAAGUUGUUAUGCACAAGGACAAGGACGAAAGCGGUCAUCACGAUUCUCAUUACAGAGCACGCGAACUAGCGGCGUUGGCUGCAUACGAUCACCAUCACUUAGACGGGGAAAUGUUCCUACAGGCCCUCAACGGGUUUCUCCUUAUCCUGACGUGCGACGGGGAGGUGUUCUUCGCUACGCACAGCAUCGAAAGUUACCUCGGCUUCCAUCAGUCCGACAUCGUGCACCAGAGCGUCUACGAAUUGGUUCACAGCGAGGACAGGGAAGAAUUGCAAAGGCAACUGAUGUGGAAUUCCUUCCUACCUACCGAAAGUGCGGGUCUUCCUUUAAACGACGCAUUAGCACCGCAACACGGUAACCUCUUGGAACGAAGCUUCACCGUACGCUUCCGGUGCCUGUUGGAUAACACUUCCGGAUUUCUGCGGCUGGACAUAAGGGGCAGAGUAAAGGUGCUCCACGGUCAAAAUCGUAAAACGGAAGAUCCGCCGUUGGCGUUGUUCGCACUUUGCACGCCGUUCGGUCCACCCUCGUUGCUGGAGGUGCCGCAGAAGGAAGUAAUGUUCAAAAGUAAACACAAAUUGGAUCUCGCUCUCGUUUCGAUGGACCAAAGAGGGAAGAUGUUGCUCGGCUACUCGGACGCUGAAUUAGCGAAUCUCGGAGGAUACGAUCUCGUACACUACGACGACCUCGCGUACGUUGCGAGCGCUCAUCAAGAACUACUGAAGACCGGAGCUUCCGGCAUGAUCGCCUACAGGUACCAAACGAAAGACGGAAGUUGGCAGUGGCUUCAAACGAGUUCUCGUCUUGUUUACAAAAAUUCGAAGCCUGAUUUUGUGAUCAGCACUCAUCGGCCGCUCAUGGAAGAGGAGGGUCGCGAUCUCCUGGGUAAGCGAACGAUGGACUUCAAGGUGAGCUAUCUGGACGCCGGUUUGACCAACAGCUACUUUUCGGACAGCGACAGUUUACCAUCGUCGGGCGUUACCCCGUCUAUACCGGCCCAACCUACCCCUCAACGGGUCAAUCGUCGCUACAAGACUCAACUACGCGACUUCCUAUCAACGUGUCGUGGCAAACGUGCGAAACUCAGCAGUCAAUCGUCCGCCUCGCCGCCGGCCACCCCUACGGUAGCUUCCGUCGACUAUCUAGCGGCGGACACAAGUGCGGCGGCCGCCGUCGCCGCCGCUUACAGCAACCUCAACAACAUCUAUCCGACCCCGUACGCUCCCACGGCGGUAGCCGCCACCACGGAUCCUUCGUUGACAACGUACAUCGGACACACGGGGAACUAUCAUCAGACAUUGUACCCCGCCGGAGCGUUGGACAACCGGUAUCUGACGGCUACCGAAAAUCUCUUCCAGUACAGACCUCUGGGUUCCUACUAUCCCGAGUACCACGCUACCACCGGUGCUUACAACGGUUUCAUAGACGUUUCUCUUCCGACUUACGACCCCCACCAACUGACCUCGUCGGGGAAAGGGGCCGACGACAAGAUUUACUGUCAACAACUGGGCGACUCGCCCAAAUACGGAUACGUGGAGGCUCGACAUCAUCCCGGUAGCGCGGGGUCGCCUUACGCGGCCAGUCCGGUCGCCAGUGUUUCCGUGGUGCACGGACCCGGAAGUCGUCACUCCCUGGAAGGCGGUGCGUCCUCGAGUAAUUCCGCCGGAAGUUCGCCGGUGACCGGUGCCACCGGAGUGUUGACGCCGAAGAUGGAGGACGUCAAACCGGACGUUAUUUACGGCGGUGAAGCUCCCAGACAGACGGUACUCAUGUGGGGAGCGCCGCCCUCGAGGUCACCCCCCAGGAACAACGGGACUUACAGUCCGCCCGGUCAAACGAGCCACGUUCAGAGUGGCGGGGCUCAGAGCGCCGCCUCCGAUCCGUUGAAAUCGCUGGCGGAGAUGAACUCUGUUAACGGUACGGAUUGCAAGUGGAAGCAGACCUCGCCGAGCGCGGGACAGCCGAACAAUUCGGCGGGGUCUUCCAGUCCGACGAGGAAUAAGGGACAGCAACAGAGCCAGCACGGUCAGCAGCAGCAGCAGCAGCAGCAGCAUCAUCAUCAACAGUACGCGGUCAGCGCGGCGCACUACGCCACGUCCGGAUAUCCUCCUCAUCCUCCCCAUCCAGGCCACGGGCAUCCGGAGGGAGGAGCGGAGGUAUGGCAAGGAGUUCAGCACCACCAUCAUCACUACCAGUACUAUCCUCCUUACCACCAUCACCAUCACCAGCACCACCAGCACCACCAGAACCACCCCGCACCGCCCGCGACCAGGCACGCAGCACAAUGUGCCCCCCACACGUCACCGGGGGGCGGAAUUGCCCCCGGGGUAAUGCUGGGGACGUGCAACAACAGUCUUCAACAGAUGCAUCGGGAAACGGUCACCGGCAACACCAACAACAACAACAGCAACAGCAGCACCAGCACCACCACCAUCACCACCAGCAACAACACCACCACCACCAGCAGCAGCACCACCAGCAGCAGCAGCACCACCAGCAGCAGCAACAACACCAGCAGCAACAGCAUCACGUCCACCAGCAUCACAACCAGCAGCAGCAACAGCAACAACAACAACAACAACAACAACAACAACACCGUAUCCUACCAUCCGGGGCACCACCAUCAUCACGUUGUGGGUCAAAUAAUGGGCCCGCAGAUCCAAAGCCGGACACCGGGAGUCCUUUGCUGUCCAUCUCUGAGGUGACCAACACUCUGCUCAACCAGUAGUGGACGAUAGCUAUCGAUUACGGGGGUCAAAAGACCGCCGAUGUGCAAAUGGAUGGUUUUUGAUGGGUAUCGUUGUGCCGAAGAGACGCUGGAGAUAAAACGCCGUGGAGGCUUCUUCUGGUAUCAAGAUAACAAGUAAAAUGUUGUCACCUAAAAUUAUCCGCAGCUACAUUACUUCCCAUUCGUAACCCACGACGGUAUGCGGAAUUGUAAAAUAUAUUUAAUGAUAUUGAAUUGAAUAAUCGAAAGCAACUCCGAGACUCAAUCGCGAUACGAUGUAAGUAUACAAAAUUACCAAUCAUACAAAUCGUAUAUGAUAUGAAAUAAUGCCUUAUCCGAUCGACAUACGUACGUUAUGAAUAUACAUAUGUAUAGCUACACUAUUCUAAAAAUUGGUACGUCUAAUCGGUAAUUAAUGCCUGUGAUUUCGAUGGAGGAUUUCACAAAGGGACAUUAAACCUUUGCUGCAUAACGUUUCUUUCUUAACAUUAAGGUCCUGGUGGAAAGCUCCAAUAAUAUCGGUUAUCGUCAUAAUCUUAUAAUCAAAACGAUGGGGUUAAAUAAUCGACAAAAACUUAAUCGAUCUAUUUAUACGUACACAUAUAGGGUAAUAUUAUCAAAUUUCGGUAGAAGCACAAACUUACUGUACCUAAAUAUCCGAAUAAAAAUUAAACGCAACACUCGUAAUAUAAAUAAAUAAAUGAUUAAAUAAAUAAAUAAAUAUAUAAAGCUAUAGGUACAUAAUUUAUAAAUAAAGAACAAAUAUAUAAUAUACA